GACGGACUCACAUUCUUACUUCCGCCGAAUCGGACGGUUUCUUCCGCUCCUCUUUUCCUCGCCGGGAAACCUCGCCGUAUUUCAUUUUUCCGGCAUUAUUCUCGCCGCAAUGGAAGGCAACGCCACCGGAAUCGGCCGAGUUCUGGUGUUGGCCUUCUGCGUCGCUGGGAUCUGGUCGGCGUAUAUCUCGCAAGGCGUUCUUCAGGAAACUCUGUCCACCAAACGAUUUGGCCCAGAUGGGAAGCGGUUCGAACAUCUGUCAUUUUUGAACCUUGUACAAAAUGUCAUUUGUUUUCUUUGGUCAUUGAUAAUGAUAAAGCUAUGGUCCAGAAGUACCCGCGGUGCUCCAUGGUGGAGUUAUUGGAGUGCCAGCAUAACAAACACGAUUGGUCCGGCAAUGGGAAUUGAAGCAUUGAAGUACAUUAGUUACCCAGCACAGGUCUUAGCGAAAUCCUCGAAAAUGAUUCCAGUGAUGCUGAUGGGUACUAUCGUUUAUGGGAUUAAAUAUACUUUUCCUGAGUAUGUAUGCACCCUUCUUGUUGCUGGAGGUGUGUCAGCAUUUGCACUUCUGAAGACCAGCUCGAAGACCAUCAGCAAACUUGCUCACCCAAAUGCCCCUCUUGGUUACGGGUUGUGUUUUCUGAACUUAGCAUUGGAUGGAUUCACAAAUGCCACUCAGGAUUCCAUAACAGCAAGGUACCCAAAGACAAGUGCCUGGGAUAUAAUGCUGGGAAUGAAUCUAUGGGGCACCAUUUACAAUGUCAUCUACAUGUUUGGUUCGCCAUGGGGAUCAGGUUUUGAGGCAGUCCACUUCUGCAGGCAGCACCCGGAAGCAGCUUGGGACAUCUUCUUGUUCUGCCUUUGCGGCGCGGUGGGCCAGAACUUCAUAUUUCUGACCAUCAGCCGGUUUGGCUCCCUUGCAAACACCACAAUAACGACAACCCGCAAGUUUGUGAGCAUUGUUGUGUCGUCGCUGUUGAGCGGCAAUCCCCUGUCUGCAAAGCAAUGGGGGAGCGUCGUCAUGGUCUUCAGCGGGCUUUCAUAUCAGAUAUAUCUCAAGUGGAGGAAGCUGCAGAAGAAGAAAAAGAAGGCCACAUAGGAAGGGAUUUUUUUUUUUCUUUUUCUUUUUUCUUUUUUAAGGUCUAAGCCUACUUUGAGGUAAUUUUGAAAACAGUCUGUGAUAUCUCAUACACAAAUGUAACUAGUGAUUUGACAGUUUUGAUGUGUGAACAAAACUGUGUAGAACUCUCUCUCUC
This is a messenger RNA of Magnolia sinica, 1256 nucleotides long. RefSeq names its product UDP-galactose/UDP-glucose transporter 3-like. Gene Ontology annotation, biological process: UDP-galactose transmembrane transport. The transcript has 7 exons. Lineage: Eukaryota; Viridiplantae; Streptophyta; Magnoliopsida; Magnoliales; Magnoliaceae. Bases 110 to 1099 code for a protein of 329 amino acids. The record is from RefSeq and is a predicted model, not a curated record. Gene Ontology annotation, cellular component: endoplasmic reticulum membrane; Golgi membrane. Gene Ontology annotation, molecular function: UDP-galactose transmembrane transporter activity; UDP-glucose transmembrane transporter activity.